Molecule: messenger RNA, 432 nt
Organism: Striga asiatica
Lineage: Eukaryota; Viridiplantae; Streptophyta; Magnoliopsida; Lamiales; Orobanchaceae
Source: the annotation of a GenBank genome assembly
AUGAAGGUGGUUGGACAGGUUGGUUUUAAUCCCCAUCUAAAACCGGAGCAACUGAAAUGCCAGAAGAUACAAGAUACUGCUGUGAAAGAUGUGGUUGGCGAGGAACUUGACAAUGAUGGGUCUAGCGCAAAAGAUGUUGAAUAUGACGACACAGUGGCUAAAGAAGAUGACGAGCAUAUGUUGAGAGUAAUUUUGUAUGAAGAUGUGAGUGAUUACCUGUUCUCACUGAAUUCUGAUGAAGCUCGAUUGAUACUUUUGGUGUUCUUCAUAAUUUUAGGUGUACUUCUAUGCGGAGUUUAUGCUCAAAGAGAAGCAUUCUUCAGGAAUAUUGAUCACCCCAGUAAGGUUUUUGACAUGGCAUUGUCAUCUAUUGAUGGGCUUCCUCAGUGUGCUGAUUAUGUUGUUUACUGCAGAGAUGAGGCGGCCGAGUAG